AUCCACGUAAUGAGGAAGACUGGUAUAUAACGGCGUGGUUGAAAUCUUUGCAGCAUUCAGUGAGAGGAUUUGGCAGAAACAUGAAGACAUUUCAAGCACUGGCCAUAUUAAUGCUCUUAUCUUUCAGGACAUCGUGGGGACAAAAUAACGGACCUAGAUAUGUUGGAUCUGGAAGGAGAGGAGAUGUUCUAAACAUGGGUGAUGUCGAUGAUCAAAUAGCAUUUAACAUUGACAACACUGGUGGCGGAGGUAACAGUGGUGGAGGUGGCAGCGUCGCUGGAGGUGGAAGUGGUGGAGGUGGCAACAUCGGUGGAGGUGGAGGUGGAAGUGGUGGAGGUGACGCUGGUGGUGAUGGAGGAGGCUUAAAAGCACCGCAAGAUUGCGAUACAAUCAUGAAAGUAUGUCAGUGUGAUGGAGGAGGUACUAAAGGAGGAGGCACCAAGGGAGGCAGUAAAGGUGGACAAAGAUCUUUUAGUAGCCAGUAUGGUGAUGGAUACAAUCCUCCAGAUUACGCCAUAAACAACUAUUAGACAUAUCCGCCUUUAUACUGACCUUAAUAUACUUUGGUUUUAUAAUUCUUUAUAUUUUAGAAUAAAUAGAAGUUUAUUUAUCUAUUUUUGUGAUUUGAGUUCGUUUAUGUGAAUAAAUACAAAUUUGGAUCUGUCA
This is a messenger RNA of Homalodisca vitripennis (glassy-winged sharpshooter), 666 nucleotides long. Its product is annotated as loricrin-like. The transcript has 3 exons. The record is from RefSeq and is a predicted model, not a curated record. NCBI's taxonomy places the organism in Eukaryota, Metazoa, Arthropoda, Insecta, Hemiptera, Cicadellidae. The coding region runs from base 81 to 530 and encodes 149 amino acids.